Messenger RNA from Akanthomyces muscarius, 2043 nucleotides. RefSeq lists its product as uncharacterized. The transcript has 3 exons. Gene Ontology annotation, molecular function: putrescine transmembrane transporter activity; spermidine transmembrane transporter activity; urea transmembrane transporter activity. The record is from RefSeq and is a predicted model, not a curated record. Gene Ontology annotation, biological process: urea transmembrane transport; spermidine transport; putrescine transport. Gene Ontology annotation, cellular component: plasma membrane. The coding region runs from base 1 to 2043 and encodes 680 amino acids. Lineage: Eukaryota; Fungi; Ascomycota; Sordariomycetes; Hypocreales; Cordycipitaceae.
AUGACACAGACGGUGCCUCCGGCGCUGAGCCAAGGCUAUGGCUAUGGCAUCAUCCUUGGUGUUGGCUUUGCCUUUGCCAUCUUCAUGAUUUCCCUCACGCACAUCCUCAAGCGAUACAAUAAUGAAGUCGUCACCUCGGAAAUGUUCACGACGGCCGGCCGCACCAUGAAGUCGGGUCUCGUCGCCUCGGCCGUCGUCUCCUCCUGGACCUGGGCGGCCACUCUCCUGCAGAGCUCCGGCGUCUGCUACCGCUACGGCGUGUCCGGUCCCUUUUGGUACGCCUCGGGCGCGACGGUGCAGAUCCUGCUCUUCGCGACGCUGGCCAUUACGCUCAAGCGGCGCGCGCCCAACGCCCACACCUUCCUCGAGGCCGUCAAGGCGCGCUACGGCACGGCGACGCACUUUGUCUUUAUCCUCUACGGCGUCAUGACAAACGUCCUCGUGUCGCUGAUGCUCAUUGCCGGCGGCGCGGCCACCAUCAACGCGCUGACGGGCGUGAGCGCCGUCGCCGCCAUCUUCCUCAUGCCCAUCCCCGUCGUGGCGUAUACCUUUAUCGGCGGUCUCAAGGCGACCUUUAUCACGGAUUACAUUCAUGGUCUUGCCGUGCUCAUUAUCAUCAUCACAUUCUCCCUGACGGCGUACGCCACAUCGGACGUCCUGGGCAGCCCCUCGGUAGUGUACGACUUGCUCGUCAAGGCCGCCGAGGCUCACCCUGUCGCGGGCAACGAGGGCGGAAGCUACCUGACCAUGCGUUCGUCUGGCGGCGUCACAUUCUUCAUCAUCAACAUUGUUGGCAACUUUGGCACCGUCUUCCUGGAUAACGGCUACUUUAACAAGGCCAUUGCUGCCCACCCGGCUCACGCCCUGCCUGGCUACAUCAUUGGUGGUCUCGCAUGGCUGCCGAUUCCGCUCGUGACGGCCACGACUCUUGGUCUCUCUGCGCUGGCUCUCGAGUCAAGUCCUCGUUUCCCAACGUUCCCGAAUCGCAUGAGCGAAGCUGAUGUCUCUGCUGGCCUGGCCCUGCCGUAUGCGGCCGUGGCUUUGCUCGGCAAGGGCGGUGCUGCUGCCACGCUGGUCAUGAUCUUCCUCGCCGUGACUUCAUCCUUCAACUCUGAGCUUGUCGCCACAUCCUCCAUCUUCACCUACGAUAUUUAUCGCACCUACUUCCGUCCCAAUGCCGGCGGUAAGAGUCUGAUUUGGAUUUCGCACAUGUGCAUGGUCGUCUAUGCUCUCAUUAUUUGCUGCAUCUCGGUGGGCCUUUGGUUCAAUGGCAUCUCCAUGGGCUACUUGUAUCUGCUCAUGGGUGUCCUCAUUUCUGCUGCCGUUAUUCCAGCCACCCUUACUCUGCUCUGGGAUGGCCAGAACAAAUGGGCGGCCAUGCUUUCCCCCGUUUUCGGAACGGCAUGUGCCAUCACGGCCUGGCUCGUCACAUCCAAAAAGUCGUGCGGCACCCUCACGGUCGAGUGUACCGGCUCCAACACUCCGAUGCUGGCAGGCAAUGUCACGGCGCUGUUUGCACCACUGCUUUGCAUCUCAGUUUGCACCAUCAUAUUUGGCUUCGAUAAGUAUAACUGGAAGUCAAUGGGCCUUAUUCGACAAGCCGAUGACCAUGAGAUGAUUGUGGAAUCUGGACUGGACGAGGAGGCGCAGAGAGAAGCAGAGCACCGAGUCAGACUCAGCCAAGAGGAAGAAGAGCAGAAGCUAUCUCGCGCUUUCAAGAUCUCAGUCACUGUCACUGCCAUAUUGGCCGUUUCGCUGCUGGUUCUUUGGCCCAUGCCAAUGUAUGGAUCUCGAUACAUAUUUUCGAAGUCAUUCUUCACUGGCUGGGUAUCUGUUGGCAUUGCUUGGAUUUUCCUCUCGCUGCUUGCCGUCGGCGUGUACCCGGCGUGGGAAAGCAGAGAGACGCUUAUCAAAGUGACAACCAUGAUGCUGCGAGGAGGCCGUCUGCCAAAGCGACAGGUUAUCGAUGGCGAAGCAGUCAAGGUAGAGGAAAGCAGUGGAUCAGCGACACCGGUGCAAGUAGAUUCUAUGGCGAAAAAAUAA